This is a messenger RNA of Lachancea dasiensis, 2352 nucleotides long. The record is from the annotation of a GenBank genome assembly. NCBI's taxonomy places the organism in Eukaryota, Fungi, Ascomycota, Saccharomycetes, Saccharomycetales, Saccharomycetaceae.
AUGCAAGGAUCGAUUUACAGCUCACCGUUUCCCGCAAUAAAUCCACGGGUCAGGUAUAGAACGGCACUGGAAAGAGCAGGCUUUGAUGUGAACUUCGAUAAAGAUGGGAAGGCCGGAAAGUAUCGCCAGCCUCUGCAGAGUGGGAGACAUGUGAGUGAAGGGGGUAGGGCCGAAUCUGGGAAGAACUGGGGCGGUAUUUCAGCCCACCAGUUGGGCAACAAUAGCCAGAGAUCCGUCAGUGGGCAUGUGUAUAAGGCACCCAAUGGUUCAUCAGAGCACCCAACUCUGAUACACGAGCCUCUUUCGAGCCCCAACUCGUCCGCAGAGCAUACCCCGCAAGCACAUGCGCAGUGGGACCAUCGCAUGGGGGUAUCACAGGCCCAGACACAGGGAGAGGGCAGAUCGGACUCACAUCCGAAGAGCGCAUCCGGCUCGAGCCUUGUCUCCAAAGGCGGCGCAAGGCUUUCUGUUCCAUCGGGCUCAAAUCUGUUUGUUAACAGGGUAUCGUCAGGGUUCGAUUUUGAGAACAAAGUGAGCGCGGUUCCGGCACCUGAGCGAACUAGCGCGGCAGAUUUCGAUCCCGUGGAGAAGAGUUUCCUGCAGUUAACGCAAAACUCCAAUGAAAGCUUCUCUUCUCAGGCCGAACGUGAAGUAUCGCCAUACUUGGGUGGCUCACAUGCGUCUACCAACAUGAGCAAUGACAAUUUUGAAGACGCACAGAGCCAGUACGAAAGUCCCGAGAAGGCUGGUAACGCUGAGAAAUGGAACUCUUUCAUGCGCCUAAGUGGCGGGCCAGACGUACUUGGGUUGCAAACACAACAGGCAGACUUGCCAAGGUCCGAAAGAUCUGACCUUGGCGCGGGCCCCAACAGCAGUAGGAUAUCCAACUCCAGUAUAAGCUUUUCCCCAGUGGCAGAGCUACAUGUGAAUUUUUCUCCCAGGAAGCAGCCAGAACAUCCUACAUCCGUUCCACGUAUCAGCGUAUCUAGCAAAGCACCCAACGUCUCCGAUUCCUCUGCUGACAGAAAAUCAUGGGGCGUUGACUCCCGCAGGAGCGCUGUGAGUGUGGCAGGAUAUGAAGAGGGCCAAGUUAAACUAGAAUCAUCCGAUAUCGAUGGUGACAUACCUGACGCGGUCCCAUUCGAUUCUAGCAGCGUCAAGGGCCUCGACAAUAGCCUCCAUCUCCAAGAGGAAACAUUUCGCGAGCUACCCGACCGCCCAGAGCUUACAAUGACAAGUGGGACGCAGGAGAAGGUCGGGGAGCAUAAACCACAAGAACAGGGCGAAGAAGAAGAAGAAGAAGAAGAAGAAGAGUUCGACCCGUCGUCCACUUUAACGUCAUCGCACCAAGUAGAAAGGUUACUGGCGCAAUUGAAUGAUGUCAGUCUAAACCGAAACCUUACUGUUGGGAAGCGGGAUCCUUUCACCCCCUCAGACGGCCGAUUCAAAAAAUCAAGCGCCUAUCUCUCAGGGUUUAUCCCCCCAGACACGCAAAGGCAUGAAGCUCUACCAGAGGUCGUUUCCGACAUGCAUUUCCAGUCUCAAACGUUGCAGGUGAAAGAUGAAGACAGAGCGGGCCGCGCAGGAGAGCUGUCUCCGGACUCCGACAGUACGCCCAGGUUUUACAAAUUUCGUGAAAAUGUUAAUCCUGAGGCAUCCGAUGAUCAGAGAUUCACACCGGAGCCCCAGAGUUCUGACAUUUUGGAUGCGACUAAGCCCUCGAAUCGAUUGCUCGACGCCUUGAGAUCACCGGUCAUCGAGCCCCUGCAGAUGCAUCGCAUAUCAUCUCCUACCAGCGGAGACCCUAAACCUGUGAGCGACACCCCGACCGGCGACAGCCAUGACCACCAGCCCUCGAAUGCCUUGGCCCACGCGCUAGAGUUCCAACACCCGCCCGGUCAGGGCCCCUGCCGCGCCUGUGGCCUAGCGGUGACCUCUAAGAGCAUAUAUUCGAAGAAGGACAACGAACUGUCCGGCCAGUGGCACCGUCCUUGCUUUAAGUGCAUCAAGUGCGACCUAAAAUUCUCAAAGCACACUCCGUGCUACAUCCUGAACGACCAGCCCUACUGCCAGCUGCAUUACCACAUUACCAACAACAGCAUAUGUGGGAUUUGCCAAGGUUUCAUCGAAGGCGAGUGUCUCGAAAACGACCGCCAAGAGCGGUAUCACCUAAGAUGUCUCACCUGCUUCCGGUGUGGCGACUACAUUCGCGAAGACUACUACCUCUUCAACAACGACCUACCAUUAUGCCAUAACCACGAUACAGAGGAGCUGAAAAAAGAGGUUGUGGACAAGCUGGGCCGUUCUACGACAAUCUCCAAGCGGAGAACCAGACUUUUGAACUUCAAUUGA